AUGUCAAUUCAAUUCGUGUUGUUCCACAACUUUACGAAAGACGACGACGCCAUAAGGUUUGCCAAUGAGAAUGUUACUCACUGGUCACGUGAUGAAGUGCAAAUUUUUGUACUGGCUGGACUAUUAGUAUUCAUUGUUAUUGGAUUUAUCAUAGUAGCAGCAAUUGAUUGUAUAAAGCAGAUCUAUGAGAGUUGUUUCAAGCGGAAAGAAGACGUUGAUGAGUGGAAAGCUCCUCCGCUCUCAAUGUUGGCUCCUCCUCCUUACUCAUCAACGCCGUCUUUAGCCACAAUAGCGUAG
Messenger RNA from Cylicostephanus goldi, 297 nucleotides. Lineage: Eukaryota; Metazoa; Nematoda; Chromadorea; Rhabditida; Strongylidae. The record is from the annotation of a GenBank genome assembly.